UACCCUCUUUAAACACCUCCGAUUUUAUCGCUCUCGCUGUCUCUCUGUGCAAUUAGAUCGAUCGCCCUCUUCCCGAGUUCCUACCGAUCAAUUUCCUUCGCCCUCUGCGAUUAUCGAACCAUUUUGCCAAUUUCGAGUUGCUGGAAUAGCCAAAAUUGGUUUCCUCCUCUCUAACUGAUACGGAUGGCUUCGACGAUGCUCUCUCUCGCCUCCGCUCCUGCAGCAUUAUCGCUGCUAGAUAAUCACAAGACGAAAUUGAAGCUGGGAGGCUUGGAUCACGCUACUUUCUUGGGGAAUGAAAAGAGAAAUCCCUUCGCUACGGUCAAGUCCUCUGGUCGAAUAUCCAUGGCUGUUGCAGUCAAUGUUUCUUGUUUUGAGGGUAUAACAAUGGCUCCUCCUGACCCAAUCCUUGGAGUUUCGGAAGCAUUUAAAGCUGACACAAAUGAAAUGAAGCUGAACCUAGGAGUUGGGGCAUACCGAACAGAAGAACUUCAACCUUAUGUGCUUAAUGUUGUGAAGAAGGCAGAGAAUAUCAUGCUAGAAAGAGGGGAAAACAAAGAGUAUCUUCCAAUAGAAGGCUUGGCUGCAUUCAAUAAAGUUACUGCAGAACUACUAUUUGGAGCAGAUAACCCAGUAAUUAGUCAGCAAAGGGUUGCUACUGUUCAAGGUCUUUCAGGAACUGGUUCUCUUCGACUUGCUGCUGCACUCAUAGAACGAUAUUUUCCUGGGGCAAAAGUUCUUAUAUCAUCCCCAACUUGGGGUAAUCACAAGAAUAUCUUCAAUGAUGCUAGAGUUCCUUGGUCUGAAUAUUGCUAUUAUGAUCCAAAAACCAUUGGUCUGGAUUUUGAUGGGAUGAUAUCAGACAUAAAGGCUGCCCCUGAAGGAUCUUUUAUAUUGCUUCAUGGCUGUGCUCACAACCCAACUGGCAUUGAUCCAACUCCUGAACAGUGGGAAAAAAUUGCUGAUGUCAUUCAAGAGAAGAGUCAUAUUCCAUUUUUUGAUGUUGCAUAUCAGGGAUUUGCAAGUGGAAGCCUUGAUGCUGAUGCAUCAUCUGUGAGAUUGUUUGCUGCACGUGGUAUGGAGCUUCUAGUUGCUCAAUCAUACAGUAAAAAUUUGGGUCUUUAUGCAGAAAGGAUUGGAGCAAUCAAUGUUAUUUGUUCAUCAGCAGAUGCUGCAGCAAGGGUGAAGAGCCAACUGAAAAGGCUUGCUCGGCCCAUGUACUCAAAUCCUCCCAUUCAUGGAGCUAGAAUUGUUGCCAAUGUGGUAGGCAAUCCUGCUCUUUUCAACGAAUGGAAAGAGGAGAUGGAAAUGAUGGCUGGUAGGAUAAAAAAUGUGAGACAAAAACUAUUUGACAAUCUCUCAGUAAAGGAUAACAGUGGGAAGGACUGGUCAUUCAUCCUCAAGCAGAUUGGCAUGUUCUCCUUCACUGGCCUCAACAAAGCGCAGAGCGACAACAUGACGGACAAGUGGCACGUCUACAUGACAAAGGAUGGAAGAAUUUCCCUAGCAGGGCUAUCUUUGGCCAAAUGCGAAUAUCUUGCAGAUGCCAUUAUCGACUCUUACCACAAUGUCAAAUGAAAAAGAUAGAUAGCAGGUAACACGUAAACAGCAUGCCAUUAGAUUUUGGUGAUUACAUUAGUUAGUUUACCAUCAGCUAAUGGAAACAAUUUUGUCAGAACCUUGUAAUAAAGUUUGUCUGCUCUGUCCAAAGCCUCUGUGUUUCCAGUUCUAUCUAAGGCGGGCAACACUUCUCCUGUACCCUGUACCCACAAGCGAUGUGGCGUAAUGGUAUUUUUGAGCUCUUGCAAGAUGCUUUUCCUGCCUAAAUUCUUGGUCUAUGAUUACUUGAAUGUUUGUGUAACCUACGGAUUGACUGACAUAUCUUUCUAUUUCGAUAUUUACGGUUAAUAUUUACAAGAAUAACAACAUAUAUCGCGGGUAAAAAGGUUGCUUGUUUGAUUUUGCUUUCA
This is a messenger RNA of Diospyros lotus (date-plum), 1970 nucleotides long. Its product is annotated as aspartate aminotransferase, chloroplastic. Gene Ontology annotation, biological process: amino acid metabolic process; biosynthetic process. Gene Ontology annotation, molecular function: pyridoxal phosphate binding; transaminase activity. The record is from RefSeq and is a predicted model, not a curated record. NCBI's taxonomy places the organism in Eukaryota, Viridiplantae, Streptophyta, Magnoliopsida, Ericales, Ebenaceae. Bases 184 to 1578 code for a protein of 464 amino acids. The transcript has 11 exons.